Messenger RNA from Myxocyprinus asiaticus (Chinese sucker), 6779 nucleotides. It is a transcript of the gene pdzd4, whose product is annotated as PDZ domain containing 4. The transcript has 8 exons. The coding region runs from base 1804 to 4482 and encodes 892 amino acids. Gene Ontology annotation, molecular function: protein binding. NCBI's taxonomy places the organism in Eukaryota, Metazoa, Chordata, Actinopteri, Cypriniformes, Catostomidae. The record is from RefSeq and is a predicted model, not a curated record.
UGCACGCACACUGAGCUGGCACUGCUUCAGGACAGCCUACUCGAAUUGAAUUUUUGAAUACAGCACCGCAGCAUUUGCUUGAAUGACUGUGUGUAAUGACUAUUUUUCUCUUUGGAAACGCAUUGCUACAGUUCAUUCAUCUCCAGCGCUCAGCCAAGCUGGAUUACAUCCCAAAUCUGCAAACGAGAGGAGGAGAAACAUGAAGACAAGCAGGAUCAUCAAUUUCAGAGGACCCUGCACACUUUAAAAGCAGGUUUCGUUUUUUUCUUGAGUGAUCAAUCUACUUCUCCUGAAUCUGGAUUUCAUUUAACCUCCUACAAGCUGGACAGAUGUAGGGCAGAUCCAGCAUCCAAUUUGUUCCCUGCUGAAGACCAGACGAAACUCUCAUCUGUCUUUACUUCCAGACUCUGUCACCUUCACCCUUUCAACCAUCCUGUCAUUAUGUGAUGGAGAGAUCAGUCCUUUUAAAAUGACAUAAGCUUCGGACUAAGAUCUAAGCUUACCUUUAUACAGAGAGAGAGAGAGAGAGAGAGAUUGUUUCAAAGAUGAUCUGACAGGUGCACUCUCUUAUUCAUUUUCUGCCAUGAACAUGCAGCUGGAAUUCCAGGAAGAAAUUUUCUAGGCAGGUUUGAUGUGAUUUGUGUACGACAGACUCGGCUUAUAUGUGAAGAGAGUGCAAAUGAGAGAUGGGUUUGCAACCCCCCCUUCACAGUGGAUGAUGGCAUAGUCAUAGCAUUUAUGUAGAUAAAUAUAUGCAGGUGUCAGAUUCAGCAUGCUGUGGCUAGGGCAAAUGAAAAUAGGCUAUGAGCACAGCGACAGCAGCCAUAGGCAUAAGUACUUAAUAAUUGUUUAGAGUGAUAUACAUGUAAAUGCAUCUGCAUUGUAAUUGAGUAAGUGUCUUUUUGUAGAUUCACAUUGGAACAGACAUUUACUUAACAAUGAGUUAUUCUUUUCUUUUAAGUCAUUAGUUGAAUAGCAACAUGUUUUAAACCAUGACACAUGCACGUCUGCUACAGUACAGAGUGUCGUUAUAUGUAAAUGAAAGGAAUGAUCUUUAUAAUAAUAGAAGUGUGAAGGAAAAUAUCUCUCAGAGGAAUACAGAGGAAAGGAAAGGAAACAUUUGUUUAUCGCAUCUUUAACUGAAUUAUUCAUGCCUCAGUCCACAAUGACUGGCAAACACACUAGGGAAUUUAUUAGACUUUGAGCAUAAUGCAUAACUUGUCUUUGAUAAUAUUAUUCAGACACUAAACUGGGAUUUCUCAUUUUAAUUUUGUCAUAGACUGAGCAUGCUUUGUGCUCUUUUCAACGCACAAACAUUUCAGUAAUAAUAGCAUUUGGGAAAAAACAUGUGCCCAUCUGUUUAAUCUAAUGCUACCUGAUUCCCAUUAUUAUUAUUCAUAAGUCAUAUGCAAAGUUUUACUGCCAUGAAGCCAACAAUAUUCAUCUAAACUAAAACAGCUUCCCUAAGUGUAUAUCUAGAAACAAAUUUGAAGCUACAGACAUCAGAGAGGCCAUUCACCAAUGAUAAAUCCUGACGUUCUCACGGCUAGAUGUGGCGGGCUCCUCUGAUACUGUUUUCCGGGUUGGACAUCAAUUAAAAAAGCAGCACAGCCUGAAUUAGGGAAGCAGACAAAGAAAAGAACUUCAAAGCCCUUUCAUGGAGUGCCGAGUUUUAACCUCUGAUCUCAGGGAAGGAUUACUGUAAUUGGACAGCAGGGAUUGACAGCUACGUCGUGUGAUAUCUGGGAAUCAGGAAGAGUAGAUCAUCGAGGAAACGCCCCUCUCAGGAAACUGUGAGUCAGGAUGGGCUGCAACAUGUGUGUGGUGAACAGGCCGGAGGAACAGUAUAGAAUUAUGUUUCAGAAGGGAAACACUAUGCGUCCCAUUGAUGCAGAAGUAAAGCUCAAAGGCAGAAGAACAUCUCAUCUGUCCCAGGAUAAAGAUGGGCAGCCCCAUGAUCCUUUGCUACUUCAGGUGGUACGUAAGGGAUACAGAAGGAGAUUAGGUGUGGCCGCUGGCACGGCCCGGCUCAUGGCUAUUACAGACUGCAUGGACAAUGCCACCCAGACUGACAUCAGCUUCCAGAACUAUCUGAGUGGGGACAGAGGGUCUUACCCAAGCAAUGGAUCACCCAUGCCCCCACCCUCACCUCCACUUGCCCAGCUGGCGGAGCCAUACCUGCUCAAUGAUCUUCGUUCUCUAGGGCAUGAAUAUAGUGAUCCAAAUAACUACUUCAGUAUUGCCAAUCAUGAGGUGGAUCAACAAGAAGAGCUGGAAUAUGAGGAAGUGGAGCUGUAUAAGUCAAGUCAGCAGGAUAAACUGGGGCUAACAGUCUGUUACCGCACAGACGAUGAGGAGGACCAGGGCAUCUAUGUAGGGGAGGUAAAUCCAAACAGUAUAGCAGCAAAAGAUGGAAGAAUCCGAAAGGGUGACAGGAUACUGCAGAUAAAUGGGGUGGAAGUUCAGAACAGAGAGGAAGCCGUGGCAAUUCUGACCCGAGAGGACAGCACCAACUUCUCAUUACUGCUAGCCAGACCAGAGAUAGAGACGGACACUCAUUUGGACCCAGAGGAACUCGAUUGUGAAUUACCUGCCGAGAUGAGCGUGGACAGCCUUAAUAUCUCUCCCCUGUCUGGCCUGUACCAUUUACGCCAACAGAGAACCCAAGCAGGCAUUCCUGAGGAAGCCUUACAUCGGGAGAUGCCCAUGCUCAGCCUAGCCACCCUCAGCAACAGUCAGGAACUCGAUAGUGGUGUGGGCCGCACUGAUGAGAGCACAAAGAACGAAGAGUCCUCCGAACAUGAUAUUCUUCUGGGUGAAGAGCAGACCAGUGCCUCCAACACGAACGGCACCAACACGCCCGGCAGCUUACGGAAGUUCAGGCCGGCCAGGAAUGGCGGAAGUGACACUCCAUCUCCACUGUUCCCUCUCAGAGAGCUGCACCUCAGCACCGACUCGCUGGAUUGUGGAAGUGUUGUUGGAGGGUACUUUCAUGACCCCGUCAGUGGGAUGAUGAUGCCAGGCCUGACAGAGGAGGAAUGCGAGAGGUACAAGCAGCUACUGGAAAUCAAGUGUCGUUACGAGAAGAGGAUGAAAAGUGUAAAGAAGGUGCAACAGGCUCAGGAAAGACAACAAAAUGAAAAAGGAACACAAGAGGAAGAUGAGCUUGGAGAGAAGGAUGUGGCUCUUGAUGAGAACAGUAACGAGAACCUCAUGACCCCAACUCCACAUGAAAUGGUGCUUUUGGAAGAGGAAAUGAGACACCUUGAGUUCAAGUGUCGCAACAUUUUGCGGGCACAGAAGAUGCAGCAAUUAAGAGAGCGCUGUUUGAAAGCCUGGCUGAUGGAGGAAGAAACAUCUGGACGGGCUUCCGCUGAACCACAGGGAUCUCCUCUGCACGAGUUGUCUGACAUCAACGAACUGCCUGAGAAGGAACGAUCAGAUAAGGAUAGCACCAGUGCUUACAACACUGGGGGAGAGAGUUGCAGGAGCACACCCAUGGUGAGUGAGCAUCGACUUCCUGUUUCUCAGAUGGAUGAGUCCACAAGCCCUCUACCUAGUAGACACAGGGAACGACCAAAUUGGAGUGAAAGAGGACGAGCAAGCCUCAACAGUUCUUAUUCACCCAGCAGCUAUAAGAAGUUUCAGACAAACAUCGCUAUCAACCAGCAAUUCCGCUCACUUUCAAGAGAAGGCACUGUCCGACGCAUACCAGAGGGCAAUUCAAGAGUAAGCAGCCAUGACAGAAAUGGUGGUCGUAGUGCCGAGUCCAGUCCUUACUUCACCAGACGCCGACAUUCAAACGGCCUCACUCCGGAACGGUACCAGAGUUGCAUGCAUCUGGGAUCUUCACUUUCCGAGAGCUCUGGGCCCCUGGAUAGAGCUGUGGAGGGAGAGAGUGAGGCCCCAAUGGGUGGUAGCGACCAUGAAGGCCCCAGGAUCCUUCCUCAUCCCAGCCCAGCGAAGCUCUCUCUGGCCUUACCUCUGCCGCUUCCCCCUGCCUCACCACGCAUGGAGUGGAAGGUUAAGAUCAGGAGCGAUGGGACCCGCUACGUGGCCAAACGUCCCGUCCGUGAUCGACUUUUGAAAGCUCGCGCAAUGAAGAUCAGAGAAGAGCGUAGCGGCAUGACUACCGAUGAUGAUGCCAUGAGUGAAAUGAAGAUGGGACGCUACUGGAGCAAAGAAGAGCGUAAGCAGCAGCUGUUGAGGGCUCGCGAACAACGAAGACGCAGAGAGUUUAUGAUGCAGAGCCGCAUAGAGUAUCUGCGAGAACGGGAUCUGGAUUCAGGCAGGGAGAACCAGUCGGAGACAGUCCAGAUGGCAACCUCCAUUCUGGACCUCAGCCAGAAAAAAAGCUCAAAGAAACGUAACCGACGCAUACUGGACAAUUGGAUCACCAUCCAAGAGCUACUAGCCCAUGGCUCUCGUUCUCCAGAUGGGACAAAGGUGUACAAUCCUCUAUUGUCUGUUACCACUGUCUGAGAGGAAAGAAUGGAUCAAUAAUCAACUUAAAGGGACUGUUCACCCAAAAAUGAAAUUUUGUCAUCAGUUACACACCUCAUGUUGUUCCAAAUCCGUAUGACUUCCUACAUGGAACACAAAAGGAGAUGCAGAAUUUUAGCCUCAGUCACCAUUCACUUAAAUUAUGACAAUUAAAAUUUUUGGGUGAACUAUCCCUCUAAUUUUUUAUGUACAGUUCUCAUCUUUGGACAUCUUUCCACAUUAUUAACAUGGCUGAGCAAAAUCACGUAACUAUCAUCCUCUUUAAUUUCAUGGGCUAAUAAAGUUGAUGUUCUUUAUCAAUGAAUUUCAACAGGCACAAAAAAACUUUUAACAUUGUAUUUCAACUAAAGAUUAUAAAAACUCUGAGGUCAAGCAUCUGCUUUUAUUGAUUUUGUUAGUGUUUAAAGUCCUGAUCAAACUGAAAACAAAGCACAUGGCUAACGGACAAAGACUUGAAACUUAUGAAUGUUGACUGAACAUACACAGAAAAACUCAAGGCACACACUGUAAACAAGCAUAAAAAUCACUCUCUGUGGGGUUGAGCAGACAAAUGGAACUUAUAUGGGAAAUCCCUCACAACUGCACAAAAGACAAGCAACUGUUUGAUUCUCAACUUAUUUGUGAUUUUGUAGACUGAAUUUUGUAUUAUGUACUCUUGUAAUUACAGCAUCCCAACUAUCAAGUGCUUAACCAGUGCAGACACAAUCAUUGUAAACAUGGUGACAUAGUGCCGAACAUUUGUACUGCUUAUUUGUGAUGGCCUGUUUAUGACGAAAGCAAUGUAGUGCUUUGUAAUCUGAAUGUACAGCAAUUCUUACCCCAACACCCAUUUGACUGAUAUUCAAAAGCCUGUUUGGCCUAAAGUGAACACAUACUAACCACCAGCAAAUAUGGAAGCACAAAAUACUCUGGAACCACAUGAAAUCUAACCAGCUUUGACAUAAAAACAGAUUGUACAUUUGAAUAUACUGUUAUUAGGAACAUGUUUCCUUAAAAGGAUAGUUCAACCAAAAAUGAAAAUUCGGUUAUCAUUCACUCUCCCUUAUGUUGUAACAAACCUGCAUGACUCUUCUUCGGCAGAAAAACAAAAGCAGGGUUUAAGUGGAUUUUAAACUCAGUCACCAUUCACUUUCAUUACAUAUCUUUCCAUACAAUGAAUGGUGACUGGGGCUAACAUUCUGCCUAACAUCUCCUUUUGUGAAGAAAGAAAGCCAUAUGGAUGUAAUGAAGAUGUGCAAUUUUCAUUUUUGGGUGAACUAUCCCUUUAAGUAGUGUAGCAGUUUUUUUUUUUUUUUUUUAGCUGAAAAUGAAGAUAUGUUCUUAUUAACAAAUAAAAAAGGGAUAAACAUUAAAAAUGUUAGCAUAUUUAAAAGUGUUCAAAGUCCUUUGAAGAAUUGAUUUUGUAGAAAAACGGCCUUACGAGUUUUGACCAGUUUUAACGCCACCUCUUGAGAGAGGUACUUGUUCAGCUCGACUAAUUUUGCAUGACUUUUGACUAUAAUGUACAAGCACACAAUGAAUACUAAUGGAGAAUUUCCAUUUCUCAGUAUACAAUGUAUGUGACCAGAGGACUUUAUCCAACACAAUUUACAUAAUUUCUCUCUUGGUGUUAGAAUGUAGAUUUCUAUGCUUAUACUAAUAUGGUACCUGUUGAUUAAUAUCAAUAGUCCUUAUUACAAAAUGUGUAAUGUGCAUUAGUUCUUGAGUGGUUAUUUCAAUGCAUAAACUAUAACACUUUAGACAAAUAAAACCAUUUUGUAUGCUUAAAAUAAACCAAUCUGGGUGAUUUCAUGUUUAGAGACACGAGACACGAGACACACACAUACACAUUCAGACACACACCAAAUGAGAGGAACACACAGCAGACAAGUAUUCGCUCAAAAAUAUUGUGUGAUCUCGGAAAUAACAAACAAAUAUUUCCAACAGCAAGAACAUGUUUUAUAGAAUAAGAGCAAUAAAUUAUAACAUCAUUUCUCUUAAUUAGUUUUGCAUUGAAACCUCAUACAUAUAUACAAAUAAAACUUCAUACAAUUAAUUAUUUUUCUAAAUAUAGAAACUGCUCUUACACACACAUACUGAUCCAAUUGUACAAUUACAAUUCGUUUCAAGCCCCCCACGAGUCCUUAAAAUGUAAACAAUGGUUCAUGUGCCCAUUCCCAGUCAGAUAUUGAUUCCACAGUCCAAUGCAGAGUAUACACCGAUCAGCCACAACAUUAAAACCACCUGCCUAAUAUUGUGCAGGUCCCCCUCGUGCCACCAAAACAGCGCCAACCUGC